AUGAGCGCUGAUUGUCCUUCCGACAAACAGGAGAUUGAAUCGUUGAGACAGAGAAUCCAGGUCCUGGAGGACGAGAAAUACGAGCGUGACCUCAUAAAGGAGCGACUUCAAGUGCUGGAAGAACAACGGCAUGGAAAUCUCAACCUCCUUGUGCGUGUGAGCGAGCUGGAAGAAGCUAUGGAGAGAAGCAAGGAAGAGUUCGGUCAGGAGAUCAAGGCCAGCUAUCGCAACUUGACCCGCGCUUGGCACUCGAUUGGCGAGCUGACCCAGCGGAAUGAGCACCUGGAGAAACGCAUCCAAGCGAGCGAGGAAGAGCAGCGAAGGCUAGCUCAGAGGCAGCUGGAGCUCGUCGAUGUUGACAUAUCCCUGGAAGAGCGGGUGGAAGAGCUGGAGGGAAUCCUCGACGAGGAGGCCGGGAAAAAGAAAACUCACCGAGAGCGUGGACGUAGCAAGUCGGCAAUCAACUCGAUCCCGACAAGUGCAUCACUGAUGCCAGAGAGACGCGCAGAGGCGUCCACAAGCCUGGCUUGGCCAGCAAACCACGACCCCUUGUCCAAUUCGACCAUCAUACCUCUGAGACCCGCACCCACUUCAGCCAGCAUUCAUGCUGGGUCUUUCUCAUGGACCGUCCAUGUGUCCCUGAUGCCGACAGCCACCCGGCCAUUUCCAUUCGAAAGAGACACGGUUGCGUACAAGCGAUGCCUCUCCCGUGGACUGCAUCAGAUGGUUGCCAUCACCGGAUAUGACGACGAAUCAUUCGUAACCGCCGUGUCCAAGGCUUUCAAGAAUUUGCUGCUGGACCGACCCUGGGCGCCGUUGCAGGCCGAGCUGUGCAAUGCAGAGUCGUUGCAGGGUCUGCCGAUGCUCCGUCAACUGGACGCAACCCUUGUGGGCCGCAAAUAUGACUUUGAAUUUCUACGCCGAUAUUGCGCCGUCCAUGACGCCAGAGGAAGGAUCGACUCACUCUAUAUAGCUCUCCGAGACGACUCCCUGUCCUGGAACUUCUUGCGGCACGCACCAGUCUUUGUGACCGGCCUCGAGGCCUGCUGGGAAUACACGCCUCUGCUUGAUGGGAACGACCUUUUUGAUGACGAUGACGAGCCCGGUAAUCCUUCCCGUCCAUCUGCCGGUGAGAUUAUUCAGGUACUCCCUCCGUCACUCAAGCGUGCCGCCUCGGAGAUGUCUCGCUCAUCCAGCUUUGGAUCCACAGUCACCAGCAAGCUGACCGACGGCGAGGGUCCUUCCGCGAAGGCGCCCUGCCUCAUCAAUGUUGCUGAGGUCAGUAGCAGAAGAGCCGAAACUGUGUGA
Molecule: messenger RNA, 1308 nt
Organism: Thyridium curvatum
Lineage: Eukaryota; Fungi; Ascomycota; Sordariomycetes; Thyridiales; Thyridiaceae
Exons: 1
Coding region: 1-1308 (435 amino acids)
Source: RefSeq, a predicted model, not a curated record